CUCUCUCUCUCUCUCUCUCUCUCGAUUAAGGAUGCUAAGCUCAAUCAGAUCCACUUGCAUCUCCAUGUCAAGAGCCGUGGUCAGUCCAAGCUUUCAGUUUAGCAGUUUCUCUUCGCAGACUCCAAGAUUACAAGGCAAAGUUGCACUCAUCACCGGAGCAGCAAGCGGCAUCGGCAAAGAAACCGCAACGAAAUUCAUCAACCAUGGCGCCAAGGUAGUGAUCGCCGACAUCCACCACAACCUCGGCCACAACACCGCCACACAACUCGGUCCCAACGCCUCAUUCAUCUCCUGCAACGUCACCAACGAGUCCGACGUCGCUAAUGCAGUCGAUUUCACUGUUUCCAAAUACGGUCAACUUGACAUCAUGUACAACAACGCCGGAAUACCAUGCCGGACUCCACCUACCAUACUCGACCUCGACCUCGAGACGUUUGACCAGGUCAUGUCGGUCAACGUCCGCGGCGUUCUCGCCGGAAUCAAGCAUGCGUCACGGGUAAUGAUUCCCCGUGAAACCGGAUCCAUUCUCUGCACUGCUAGUGUGACCGGAGUAUUAGGAGGAUUGUCCCAACAUACGUAUUCCAUAUCGAAAUUUACUGUUGUCGGAAUUGUGAAAUCGUUGGCGUCGGAGCUGUCACAGCAUGGUGUUCGGAUUAACUGUAUAUCGCCUUUUGCGAUUCCGACGACUUUAGUGAGAGAUGAACUGGCACGAUAUUUUCCGGAUCUGGAAGAAGAAGAAAUCACGAGUAUGGUGCAGAACGCCGGGGAAUUCAAGGGAAGUUACUGUGAGCCCGGAGAUGUGGUGGAUGCUGCUGUUUAUCUUGCUUCCGAUGAGGCUAAAUAUGUCAACGGCCACAACCUGGUGGUCGAUGGUGGUUUUACAUCCGUUAAAAACUUCAAAUUUACUGUCCCACAUAAACAGCAAUGA
Lactuca saligna is the source of this 928-nucleotide messenger RNA. Lineage: Eukaryota; Viridiplantae; Streptophyta; Magnoliopsida; Asterales; Asteraceae. The record is from the annotation of a GenBank genome assembly.